AUGGAGUGCUGGAGUCAUGACAGCCUGCUGCGGAACAAAACCUUGGGCAUUGCCUCUCUGGAGUCACUGCCGGCAGAACUCUUCCUGCCCUUGUUCCUGGAGGCUGUUGCUGGGAGACACAGCGAGACUCUGAAGGCAAUGGUGCGGGCCUGGCCCUUCAGCCACCUUGCCCUGGGGGCUCUGAUGAAGGCUCAGCAGCCUCAGCAGGACAUCUUAAAAGCUGCGCUGGAUGGGCUCGAUGACCUGCUUGCCCAGAACAUCCGCCCCAGAAGAUGGAAACUGCAAGAGCCGGAGUCCGCCCAGCUUAAGACGAAGAGGCCAAAAGUGGACAACUCAACGAAGGAGAAGAAACAGCUCUUGGCCCCUGUGCAGGUGCUGCUAGAAGACUUUUGUCUCCAGAAAGCCACCCCCGAUGAAUUCUUCACCUUCCUCAUGAAGAGGGUCAAGCAGGGAAAAGGUCUGCCACAGCUGUGCUGUAGGAAGCUGGAGUUUCUUGAUAUGCCACUCGGACACAUUCAGAAGAUCCUGAGAAUGGUGCAGCUGGACUGUAUCCAUGAGGUGGAAGUGAAUGGCCACUGGGACCUGCUCACCCUGGCCAGCUUUGCUCCUCACCUGAGCCAAAUGGUGAAUGUGAGCAGACUGCGUGUCUCUCACAUCAUGACCAUCUCCUUCAUUCCCUGGGCGACGGAGGAAGUGGAGAAGCUACUUUCCCAAUUUAGCGCUCAGUUGCUCAGUCUGCACCAGCUCCAGAAGCUCCACCUGGACUCUGUCUUCUUCCUGGAAGGCCGCCUAGACCAGGUGCUCAGGUGCCUGAAGAGCCCUUUGGUGACCCUCUCGCUGACUAAUUGCUUGCUUUUGGAGUCCGACUUGACCUACCUGGCGUCCUGCCUGAACACCAGCCACCUAAGGUACCUGAAUUUGAGUGAGGUCAACAUGAUGGCCUUAAGUCCCGAGUUCCUCCAAGUUGUGCUAGAGAGAGCCUCAGCCACCCUCCACCGCCUGGCAUUAGAUGGGUGCGGGAUCAGGGACUCCCAGCUCAUGUCCAUCUUGCCUGCUCUGGCCCACUGCUCCCAGCUCCCCAGCUGUAGCUUCCGUGGAAAACUAGUCUCUGUGGUGGCCGUGGAGAGCCUGCUGCGGCACACAGUCCUGCUGAGCAGGUUCAGACUCAAACUUUUUCCUGUUCCUCAGGAGUGCUAUGUGGGCCUCCAAGGCACCGUCGACCUGGGCAAUCUUCGAUGCUCUCUGGCCGAGCUGAGACUGAUACUGCAGGCCUUAGGGCGGCCCAAUUCGGUCUUAUUGUUCAGCGACAGCACCUGUACCUAUGAUGUGAUUCUUCUCUAUUCUGUGACCUGA
Molecule: messenger RNA, 1353 nt
Organism: Loxodonta africana (African savanna elephant)
Lineage: Eukaryota; Metazoa; Chordata; Mammalia; Proboscidea; Elephantidae
Product: melanoma antigen preferentially expressed in tumors-like
Exons: 3
Coding region: 1-1353 (450 amino acids)
Biological process (GO): positive regulation of cell population proliferation; negative regulation of DNA-templated transcription; negative regulation of cell differentiation
Cellular component (GO): cytoplasm
Source: RefSeq, a predicted model, not a curated record